Notolabrus celidotus (New Zealand spotty) is the source of this 2291-nucleotide messenger RNA. RefSeq names its product finTRIM family, member 86 (gene ftr86). Bases 281 to 2140 code for a protein of 619 amino acids. The record is from RefSeq and is a predicted model, not a curated record. Gene Ontology annotation, molecular function: protein binding; zinc ion binding. NCBI's taxonomy places the organism in Eukaryota, Metazoa, Chordata, Actinopteri, Labriformes, Labridae. The transcript is spliced from 11 exons.
CACCUAUGACAUCAACCAGUGAAACUCCUCACCUCACCUGUUCUACCAGCCCCACCCAGAGACCAGGCAGGCUGAGUUUUUAAGCAGCAUGUCAUUCAUGUGAACUGGCCUUUCAGCCUUGCCAUCCUAUUGUGUUUUGUUUUUUUAUUUAAGUAGGCUAGGAGUCAGGGACAUCAUCUCUGGUUCUGAGAACCAUUUAAGAAGCACUUCAGUUGUCCAUAAACCCAGGUUUGACCUCCAAGGAAACUACAUACUUUGUCUACAUUUCACCCAGCACCACAUGGCCUCUGCCUGGUCCGAAGAGGAGACCUUUGUCUGCUCAGUAUGCCUGGACACCCUGAAGGAACCAGCCACUCUGCCAUGUGGACACUCAUACUGCUUGGCUUGUAUCCAAAGCCACUGGGACAAGAAAGACAGAAAGGGUGAGUGCAGCUGCCCCCAGUGCAGGCAGGUCUUCAAGCCUAGACCCUCGCUGGCCAAGAGCACAGUGCUAGUGGAAGCUAUGGAGAAACUUAGAACCAACAGCUUCAAGCAGGGCUCCUCCACAGCCCCACUGUCCAUGCCUGUCUACAUGGAAGUCCUACCGAAUACAGUCCAGCGACAGGGCAGUAUAUAUCCUCAGAUUCCCACCAUGGAACCCAGACCCUGUCCUCAACACAACCGAACCAUGGACCUGUUUUGCCAUGAAGACAAAGAGCCUGUGUGUGAGGUGUGUUGCCAGCAUGGGCACAAGGGACAUCGAGUGGUCAAACCAGAGGAGGAGAGGAAGGAGAGACAGAAAGAGCUUGUCCAGAUGCAGGCUGACAUACAGAAGAGAGUGCAGGCAACUGAAAAACAGCUUAAUGUGCUCCCACAUGCAGCCCGCCAACACAAGGCUUUGGUCCAGGCUCUAGAGCAAGAGAGCACAGAUUUGUUUUCAGAGCUUAUCAAGGAAGUGAAUCAAACAGGCAUCCAGGUGGGUGAGCUCCUCAGCACCCAUGAGGAGUCCUUAGGCAGCCAGGUGGAGGGGCAGAUCCAAAGACUGGAGCAGGAGGUGGCACAGCUGCGCUGGAAGAGUGAGGAGCUGAGCAGACUGGCGGACAUGCAGGAUCACAGCUGCUUCUUGAAGAAUUUCUUUACAAUGGAGGAUCCGAGUCAGACUGGUGCUGGAGAGUCAGUACAGAGUCAGGAGAAAGCGGAUGUAUCAUCCAUCCGCUCAGCUUUAAAAGAACUACAAGAGGCAAUACAGGAACAAUGCAAAACAUGCCUGGCCAAGAUCUGCACAUCAUUGAAUCAGGACUCUGUGGAUCCAACAACCAAUGGCACAGAAGCAGCGUCAGCAGCAUCAGCAGCAGGCACUACUGUAGCUGAUAACAGUGGUCAGUCCAGUGCAAACAGUCCAGUAUAUGAGAUGACAAUAGGCUCUCCACCUUUGCCUCCUCCACGAACUCCAGAUAAGGGGUCAUCAUUCAAGUCUCAGUCAGUACGUUCUGCAAGUCAACACGGACAUGAAGCUUCUGCCCCCCCUCCAUCAUACUUUCCUCCUCAACCACAAGCACCUCCUGCAACAAAACUAGGACUUGGUAAUCCAGAUCCACAGACAAGAGGAGAAUUACUGAAAUUUCGCUUUGAACCCACCAUGGACCCAAACACAGUGUAUCGCCACGUGCUGCUGAGCGAUGGAGGUCGCAAGGCCACAAUGCGGGCUGAGAACCUGAACCCACUGGAUCAUCCCGAGCGCUUCGAUUUUUGGAGACAGGUUCUCUGCAGAGAGCCGCUGGCAGGGAGUCCUUACUACUGGGAGGCGGAGUGGACUGGCAAGAAGAUCACCAUCGGUGUAGCCCACAAGGAGAUGGAUCGGAAAGGCUCUGAUGAUAAGAGCCGCCUGGGCCACAAUAAUCUGUCCUGGAGCUUGUACUGGUCUGGGACCGGCUUCUCUUUCUGGCACGACAACAAGGAAAAACUCCUAGGCUCACCAAAGGCCCGAAGGAUCGGCGUCUAUCUGGACCAGCAUGCAGGGAUUCUGGCCUUUUACCGCAUCUCCAACAACCAGGCUGAGCUCAUCCACCGGCACCAGACCCGGUUUGCCGGGCCGCUGUACGCUGGGUUCAGGUUCUGGGCAGGAGUAGGGGCAGAGGUGUCUGUUUGCUCAUUGGAUUGAGUUUCAUGAUGUAUAAUUAAUGUAUUAUUUCUCAAAAUAACCAGCUGAAAAUAGUCAAGUGUCUGAUUCUCACCAUUUUUCAACUGCAUUUAUUGAUACGUAUGAAUAUUCUUAAAAUGUCUGUAAUUUAAUAAAAAAUCUUUAAACACAU